Messenger RNA from Cannabis sativa, 2052 nucleotides. RefSeq lists its product as uncharacterized. Lineage: Eukaryota; Viridiplantae; Streptophyta; Magnoliopsida; Rosales; Cannabaceae. Gene Ontology annotation, molecular function: zinc ion binding. The record is from RefSeq and is a predicted model, not a curated record. The coding region runs from base 1 to 2052 and encodes 683 amino acids. The transcript is spliced from 3 exons.
AUGGCAUCAAUACUUGUACUAGUUCAAAGCAAUGGACAUUGGGAUGAGAACAACCAGUACACUGGUUUUGAAGCUACUGGGAUAUGCAUCCAAAAAAAUUGCAAGUAUGCAGAACUAGUGGACAGACUGAUGAAAAAACAUAACUGCAACAGAAAUUCAAAGGUUGACAAAGAAAAUGAAGUCCACAUGCUUGAAUAUGGGAGUCAAUCAGGGGGAACACCAACACAUCAACAACAAGAAAACCAAAAAGCAGAUAAUGAUGAAUUUGACUUUCUUGACUAUGCUAAGAUAAUUGCUGCAGAAAUGAUGGCUCAACUAACAAGACGGACAAAGGAUGAACAAGAAAGCAACGAUGAAGAAGCACUUGUCAUCACAGAUAAACAUCAUCCAGAAAUUGAGAAAGGGCAAAUGUACAAAGAUAAGGAAACUUUGAAGAACGUACUCAGCUACUUUGCAAUAAAACAACAAUUUCAGUACAAGGUGAAAAAAUCUUGCACAAAGGAAUUUCAAAUUAAGUGUUUGGAUAAAGAUUGCAAAUGGUCACUAAGAGCUUCAAGGAAUGGGACAACAGAGAAUUUCGUAAUAAGAAAAUACAAUGAAAAACACACUUGCUCACUAAGCAUUAGAUUUGGAGAUCAAAGGAAAGCAUCAGCAAAAAUAAUAGGGGACUGUGUUAAAUACAAGUUUUUGAACAUAAAGACAACAGCUACACCAACAAAUAUCAGAUUUGAGAUGAAUGACAAAUAUGGGAUACAAAUGAAUUACAUGAAGGCAUGGAGGAGUAGGGAACAUGCUCUAAACAUAGUUAGAGGAAAAGCAAAGGAGUCUUAUCAGUUGCUGCCUAGCUAUUUCUAUAUGCUCCAAAAAACAAACCCAGGUUCUGUAGUGCACAUUAAAACUGAAGAAAACAACAACUUCUUGUUUUGCUUCAUUGCUCUAAAUGCUUCACUGAAAGCAUGGGAAAAAUGCAGACCUAUAAUAGUAGUCGAUGGAACAUUUCUUAAAGCUACAUAUGGGGGAACACUACUAACAGCUAGUGCACAAGAUGCAGCAAGUAAAAUAUUCCCAUUAGCUUCUUGUGUGGCAGAUUCAGAAAAUGAUCUAUCAUGGGAAUGGUUCUUUGAAAAAUUAAGAGCAACAUUUGGUGUUAGACAAGAACAGUGUGUUAUAUCUGGUAGACAUGAAAGUAUAAUAAAAGCAGCUCAACAAGUCUUCCCUGAAAUACAACAUGGAUAUUGUGUGUACCACCUACUCAACAACCUGAAAACAACAUUCAAGAAAAAUGCAAGGUUCUUCGAAAAGCCAUUUUCUCGUGCAGCCAAGGCAUACACUGCUAAAAAUUUUGAAUAUCAUAUGAGAGAGCUCGAUGCCUUAGACAGACGAGUCCGACCUUAUCUACAAAAAAUUGGAUAUGAUAAAUGGUCAAGGUUGUAUUCCAAACACAAAAGAUACAGUACAAUGACAUCCAAUGUUGCUGAAUCAUUGAAUGCAGCAAACUUGGCAGCUAGAGAACUCCCAAUAACAACACUAAUGGAAGCUUUGAGGACCUUAAUCCAGGAAUGGACAUGCAAAAACAGGAAAAUGGCACAAGGAACAUUCACAAAAUUGACUCCAGUUGCAGAGAUGAAGAUGAAGGGCAACUACAAAACUGCUUUGAAAUUAAAGGUUAGAGCAUCAAAUGAACACAUAUUUGAAGUGUACAAAGUAAAAAGAUCACGGGUUGUGAAUCUAGAACAAAAAACAUGCACAUGCAACAGGUUUCAAAUAGAUGAAAUGCCAUGUGCGCAUGCCUUAGCAGUGAUGAAAGAGAUGUAUCUUGACCCACAAAAUUACUGUUCAGAUUACUACAGUACAAAGAACUGGCUGGAAACCUAUGAAGCAACUGUAUAUCCAGUAGGAAAGCAAAGCAAUUGGGACAUUCCACAAGAAAUCAAGGAUAUUGAAAUAUUGCCACCACUUGAAAGGGUGAAAGCGGGAAGACCAAAGAAGAAAAGAACAAGACCUAGUUGGGAGACCAAGACACAAAUCAAAUGCACCAAAUGUGGAAGAUAA